This is a messenger RNA of Colletotrichum abscissum, 1650 nucleotides long. Its product is annotated as threonine synthase. NCBI's taxonomy places the organism in Eukaryota, Fungi, Ascomycota, Sordariomycetes, Glomerellales, Glomerellaceae. The transcript is spliced from 4 exons. Gene Ontology annotation, molecular function: threonine synthase activity; pyridoxal phosphate binding. The record is from RefSeq and is a predicted model, not a curated record. Bases 1 to 1650 code for a protein of 549 amino acids. Gene Ontology annotation, biological process: L-threonine biosynthetic process.
AUGGCCACCAACGGUACCAAAGGCGAGGCCGCCGCCAACACCACCCACACUACCUCCCAGCGGUAUCUCAGCACCCGCGGAGAGGACAGCGGCUUCUCCUUCGAGGAGGUCGUUCUCAAGGGCCUCGCCAGCGAUGGCGGCCUGUUCAUCCCUGAGCACAUCCCCCAGGUCGAUGACUGGCAAUCCUGGAAGGACCUGGCCUUCCCCGACCUCGCCCACAAGAUCCUGUCUCUGUACAUCUCUCCCUCCGAGAUCCCCUCCGCCGACCUCAAGGGCAUCAUCGACCGAAGCUAUUCCACCUUUAGAGCCCCCGAGACCACCCCCCUCCGCCACCUCAACGACAACCUCUACCUCCUCGAGCUGUUCCACGGCCCCACCUUUGCCUUCAAGGACGUUGCUCUGCAGUUCCUCGGCAACCUGUUUGAGUACUUCUUGGUGCGCAAGAACGAGGGCAAGACUGGAAAGGACAGACAUCAUCUGACUGUUGUCGGUGCCACGAGCGGUGACACCGGUUCUGCCGCCAUCUACGGUCUGCGAGGCAAGAAGGAUGUCUCCGUCUUCAUCCUCCACCCCAAGGGUCGCGUGAGCCCCAUCCAGGAGGCCCAGAUGACUACCGUCCUGGACGAGAACGUCCACAACCUGGCUGUCACUGGCACCUUCGACGAUUGCCAAGACAUUGUCAAGGCUCUCUUCGCCGACCCCGACAUCAACUCGACCCACAACCUCGGUGCCGUCAACUCCAUCAACUGGGCGCGUAUCCUGGCCCAGAUCGUCUACUACUUCCACUCCUACUUCUCCCUCGUCAAGUCUUCCGAGACCUUCAACCUCGGCGACAAGGUCCGCUUCGUCGUGCCCACGGGUAACUUUGGCGACAUCCUCGCCGGCUACUUUGCCUACCGCAUGGGUCUGCCCGUCGACAAGCUCGUCAUCGCGACCAACGAGAACGACAUUUUGCACAGAUUCUGGACGACCGGAAAGUACGAGAAGCAGCCCGCCCCGCCUGCGGAAGCCGCCGGUGGCCUGGCCCAAGACGGCGUCAAGGCGCACGAGGACGGCGUCAAGGAGACGCUCAGCCCCGCCAUGGACAUUCUCGUCUCAAGUAACUUUGAGCGCCUGCUGUGGUUCCUGGCCUACGAGUUCGCCUCUAGCGCGGGAAUGGACGACGAGUGGAACAAGAGGCAGGCCGGCCAGGAGGUGUCCUCGUGGCUCAAGGACCUCAAGACAAAGGGCGGCUUCGGCCCCGUCUACCAGGACGUGCUCAACUCGGCCCGCCGCGACUUUGAGAGCGAGCGCGUCAGCGACCCCCAGACCGUCGAGACCAUCAAGAGCUACUACAACAAGAUUGGCUACGUCCUCGACCCCCACUCCGCCAUUGGCGUGUCCGCCUCGGAGCGUUCCGUCAGCCGCGCCGGCGCAGAGGUGCCGCACAUUUCGCUCUCCACGGCCCACCCGGCCAAGUUUGCCGGCGCCGUCGACCUGGCUCUCAAGGACGAGGAGGGCUUCGACUUCAAGGCCAAGGUGCUGCCGUCAGAAUUCGUCGGCUUGGAGGACAAGGAGAAGAGGGUGACGGAGAUUGUCAACGAUUGGCAAAAGGUGCGGGAGGUUGUCAGGGCGCAGGUCGACGAGGAGCUCAAGGCUGCCGAGAGCUGA